Annulohypoxylon maeteangense is the source of this 1704-nucleotide messenger RNA. RefSeq lists its product as uncharacterized. The transcript is spliced from 3 exons. Gene Ontology annotation, cellular component: nucleus. The coding region runs from base 1 to 1704 and encodes 567 amino acids. NCBI's taxonomy places the organism in Eukaryota, Fungi, Ascomycota, Sordariomycetes, Xylariales, Hypoxylaceae. The record is from RefSeq and is a predicted model, not a curated record. Gene Ontology annotation, biological process: positive regulation of transcription by RNA polymerase II. Gene Ontology annotation, molecular function: DNA-binding transcription factor activity; transcription cis-regulatory region binding.
AUGCGCCCUCAAUGUGCGCGAUGUGCCGAAAAAGAUCUCGAAUGUACUUAUGAGGCGGUAAGGCCACGCCAGCGGAGAAAGAAAGAGCCUUCACAAUCCGAAUUCCUACAACAGCACGGGGCGCGAGAGUCUAUGUUAGACGAUCAUCAGUGGGACGAGCCUACGACCGAUGACAUAUCUAUAUCCGAGUGCUUCAGUCCGACAGAUACUGAAUUUAAUGCUAUGUCUCCAAUGAACUUAUCGACCGCGAGUGAGAUCCCGAUCUCUCCUAUUGAUACCAGCCCUACCACUUGCGACCAUGGAAUUAUAGAUGAUAUAAAUCAAAUAAAUAGCGUGGUACGGAAUACCUCAACCAUCAAUGAGGGUCCACAAGCGCGGUCCCUACAACCUGACCUCGCCAUGAUCGCCCCUUGUCCUGUCGGGUCCCCAAGACUUGAAUUUGUCUUGCCAACAUAUUCUGAAUUCUCGAACCGCACCAAUCGACGCGCCCUUGUCGAUCAUUUCUGUAAUGUCCUGUCGCAUUUGAUCGUUUUUCGGGAGGAGUCUGGAAAUCCUUUCCAGCAGUUGGUGUUGCCGCUCUCUCACUCAAGCCCACCAAUCACGAAUGCCAUAUACGCAUUAGCGAGCGCCCACCUGGAAUACCGAGGCGUUGAAACAUCGGAGAAAUCGCUGUACUUUCAUAAUCAAGCCAUUCAAGGAUUGGCUAGGUUAAUCGAGCAGGAAGGUAAAGUGGAUAGGACCGAACUUCUAGCGGCUAUUAUGCUCCUAGUCUAUUACGAAGUUCUUGUUCAACGCGGACGGUCAAGCAUAGUAGAUGGGCAUCUUAAAGGGGCUCUGACCAUCAUGUCAGCAUCUCAAGAAGAGUCAACCCCAGCUAGCCUCUUCUUGGAACGCGCAUUUCGGUUCUAUGAUGUUAUCACGGCGCUGUCAUUGGGAUCGGCUCCUCUCUCGACAGCUCCGGCUGCUGGCUGCCUCAUCCCAUUUGCCCCUCUAGAUGCUCCUGCCGCGUCUCCUCUUAGCAACGUGGACACCUUACUGGGAAUGUCUACUACCCUAUGGCCAAUAAUGCAUCGUCUAUCUAACCUCCUUUCUCUAAAGAACGACAUCGAGAGAGCGUCUCGAGAAAACCAAACCUCUAAAAGCGCAGUUCUAAGAAUGGAGUUUGAAACUACUUCCCAGGCUAUCGAGACUGCUCUUACUCGAUGGGAGCCUUUUCUUCCGCCGAAUAUUGCGAUUCAGGAUGGCGCAUUGAGAAAUAUCGACGGGGAAGAGAUUCCGGAGCAACUGCUAUUGCAAUCCAUUCUCCACAAUGCUUUGGCGUACCGGCAUAGUGCUUUUGUCUAUCUAUAUCGUACUAUCUAUGGAUACCCGGCGCAUCGCGAGGUGGUACAGAAACAUGUUCAUUCUGCGCUUACCCAUUGCGUCGAAACGGUUACAUAUGGAGGUCCAAUGGGGGCACUAUUGUGGCCUCUAUUCGUAGCCGCAUGCGAGGCGGUCAGCGUUGUAGAUAGAACGUUGUCUCGAAGAGCGUUUGUUGGAAUUGACCAGCGUCAAGGCAUGACCAACAUUGCACAGGCAUGGAAGAUUACUCAGGAGGUUUGGAAAAGGCUAGAUGCGACAAAUAACGAUAUCCCAGAGGUUCACGAUACCGCUCUUUGGAGGAAAGUCAGCGCCGAGAUGGGGGUCAAUAUCGUCCUUGGUUGA